CAUGGAGGAGCUCACCCUGCCGCCCCCUGGCGCACCCCUCGCCGUCGUCUUCCUUUAUGUUGCCCAUCUCGCCGCCGUUAGAGUCCCUCCUUCUAUUCUGCGUGCCUCUUCUCUGCUUCAGAGCCGGCUUCUACUUUAUCUUGGAUGCUCAUCCGUGAAACUGCUGAAAUCAGUCUGUCCCUGGGGUCCAUGAACCGGGGGGAAACAGACACUCCUUCUCACUCACUCUUCACCUUCCCUUCUUCACUUUGUCAGGGUCUUCCAGCCUUGACUUACAACUUGCCACCAUGGCCUCGACAAACACCACACUACCCCCCAACAGAUUUGCGCAGUUCGGCUUCACAACAACCCCUGACGAGCGUAUUGGGCCCGGCGCCCCUUACACGUCUCCGUCCCUCCAAGUCAACCUCUUCUUCAGGGUCUUCCUCGGCCUCGUCUCCCUCUUUGUCACCUGGGUCCCCGCUCGCCUCCUCUGGCGGAAUGGAGAGUUUGCCGGUACCGUCAUCUGCGUCAUGCUCCUCGUCCUCAACCUUAUCACCGUCAUCAACGCCCUGAUAUGGCGCGAUGACAACGUUCAGACGUGGUGGGCAGGCCAGGGCUGGUGUGAUAUCAUGACUUACACCUUCUUCGCUAUGCAUACGGCCUUCAACAUCUGCAUGUUCGAAAUCAUGCGUGGUCUGGCCUCCAAGGUCGCCCUCAACCGUGCCGACAAGCCGACGCGCAGCGAGAGGCGCCGGCAGCGCAUCGUCUCGGCACUGGUGAUAUUUACCGUCCCCGUCAUCCAGGUCAUCCUCACCUACUUCACCACCUUCGGCCGAUAUAACGUCUCGACCCUGGUUGGGUGCAGUGCCGUCUACUACCCCAACUGGAUCUACCUGGUCUUCUACAUUCUCCCCACCCCGGUGUUUGCUGUUGGCGCAGCUUACAUGGCAGGCCUCACCUUCUACCGCUAUCGGAAAAUCGAAAAGGUCACUAGAGAGGUCGCCCGGUCCAAGGACGGCAUAGCCGCGGCCAGGCAAGACCGGGUCAGGAAGAAGCUCUAUUUCAUGACUCUGGUCUGCAUCAUCGUGGUGCUGCCGCUCGUCAUGGUCCUACUAUUCUUGAACAUCAUCCAAGGCGCCCCCUGGAAUCUGCCUUACGAUUUCGACGCCCUCCACUUCGGCCCAGACCCCUUCAACGUCUACUUUAUCUCCUUCACCACAACGGAUAUGAUGCACUUUUCCACCCUCAACAUUGCCUUUAUUGGCGAGCUCGCCGGCAUUGCCGUUUUCAUCCCCUUCGGCACCACCCCUAAGGCCUUGAACAUGUACCGCGGACUUCUUCUGGCCGUCGGCCUGGGUUACGUCUUCCCCAAACUGAAGGAGGAGUACGUGCCCCGUGCGAAACGCGGCGGUUCCUCGUUCAGCUGGGGUUCACUAGCUGGCCAACUGCGAGGCAUGAGCAUGCUCGGGACAAGCUCAUCAUCCACCCACAAGGACACUCUCCUCCCCACUGCUGAGCAAGUCUCAAUAGCUAGCCGCGCCGACAGGGCACGCUCGUCCUCUCUGACUCGAAACCAGCCCGAGGACCUCACCAUGAGCGGCGGCAUCGACUCGCUUUCAUACCCCGAAAAAACAGUGUCGUCCUCCACUGCCGAUCAUAACCCUUGGCCCGACCUCUCCGUUACCGAGAUCGACAUGGCCACGGCGCAAAUAGAAGCCGGCCCGCCUCCUCCGGCUCGAAACCCUUAUAAUAAUAUCCUUCCCACCCCGUUUGCCAAACCACACCCGAGGCUUCCCUCUCUCCCCGCCCUACACACCCACAAAAGGGAGCAGCAGCAACAUGAAUCAUCGAGGACGGCGACCUUCCUCACGCUCCUCCCAACCCCCAGCCCAUCCCGAGGAAACCAAACCUCACCACUAACAACAACAUCACCAACACCGACACCAACCAAAACGCCAACCAAAGCACCAACCCCAACACCAACCCCCAAAUCAACCCACCACCCCCACCCUCACAACCACCACCAAACCUCUCCCUGGACAACAACAACACCCCCAACCACCACCACCAUCACACCAACCCCUCCCCACCCCAUCCCCCACACCGGCACCACCACCCACCCGCACAUCGGCGUCGCCACCCACGUCUGGGCCGACGACACCCCCGAGACCAACGCGCACUGGAAAGCCCGCCUGCGCGAGCGCGAGGGUAUGGGCAUUCCUACCGCUACCACUACCACCACCACCAACUCCACCGCCAUGCCCGCCCCCGUGGAGCAGGGGGUGGUGCGCGUGGAGACGCAUAUUGCGCGGCGGUCGGUGGAGGUGGACUUGGAGCGGGCGAGGGAGGAGUGGGACGCUGAGGGGGGUUAUGAGAUGGGGAUGGGGGGGAGGCGGGUUUCGAAUGCUGCGAGCUAGGCGCUUGGGGUUGAGAGAGCUUUGGGUUUGGGUUUGGGGUUUGGCGGGGGUGGUGAUGGGAGGGUGAGGGGUGAGAGGGGGGUUUGAGGUUGGGAUGUGGUUCUGUCUUGGUUGGGAUGUUGGUAUUUUGGAGUCGUUUUGGCAUUCUAUUCGACAGUUCUUUUCGGCGGUGGUGCUUGGUUUAUGGGAGGUUGGAAGGGAGAGAGAAGGAUGUGUAAUGCAGGGAAGGACAAGUACUAAGUAUUCUUUCGUUUUUUUCUUAUUUCUUUCCGUGUCAAGCUUACGCAAGAUUGGACUGAGCGAGAAGCUCUCGGUGUUGGUUGGCGGAUAUACCCAGAUUGCAAGACAAAUUUGACGGUGCCGCCUCUGCGGUACACACACCACUCUCGUCCGAUCCCAUCUACAUGUCAAGCAUCAUCGAACCAACGUACUCAUGUCACAUAAACACAGUGGCGGUUUGCGUGGGGAAGCC
Messenger RNA from Chaetomium fimeti, 2871 nucleotides. Its product is annotated as pheromone A receptor-domain-containing protein. Lineage: Eukaryota; Fungi; Ascomycota; Sordariomycetes; Sordariales; Chaetomiaceae. The record is from RefSeq and is a predicted model, not a curated record. Gene Ontology annotation, cellular component: plasma membrane. Gene Ontology annotation, biological process: G protein-coupled receptor signaling pathway. Bases 288 to 2399 code for a protein of 703 amino acids. Gene Ontology annotation, molecular function: mating-type factor pheromone receptor activity. The transcript is spliced from 3 exons.